Molecule: messenger RNA, 2463 nt
Organism: Coregonus clupeaformis (lake whitefish)
Lineage: Eukaryota; Metazoa; Chordata; Actinopteri; Salmoniformes; Salmonidae
Product: probable ATP-dependent RNA helicase DDX59
Exons: 7
Coding region: 398-2377 (659 amino acids)
Molecular function (GO): ATP binding; RNA helicase activity; nucleic acid binding
Source: RefSeq, a predicted model, not a curated record
CGUCAUCAACAUGAGUCAGCUUUCUGAGUGAGUCGACGUUGGACAAGACGCUUUAUGCUCGCUAGCUAGCUAUAGUUUGGGUGUUUACUUCGAUAUCUUGUGGUUUUCACCAGCGAUUAAUAAUUCAUUUUGUGGGUUUACUUGCGUCUUAAUAUCAUGUUGGGUAGCUUGUCGAUUCGGUCUUUCAAUCGCAAUGUAAUUGCGGCAAAACCCUGUGUUGUUUUGUAUCGCUAGCUGGCUAGGACCGAAGUUACUAGCGUUGGCUAGCUGAUGCCCACUCCUCUGUGCAGGUGGCAUUAUUACUGAGAGUCUUUGAUUAACUUUAGACAUCGUGACUAUCGUAUUCGUAACAGUCUGUGACACCUAUUCAUGCUCUAAAGGAUAAUCAUUUGGAAACAUGUUUAUGCCAAGAGCACUGAAAGUGAAGAGACCAACAGACAACACAAGUCAGGUGCUUAAGAAGAAGUGCAAGCUGAGCCAGGAGGGAGAGAAGGAAGGCAGUGAUGGCACAGGACAACCCCCCAACCCCAGCCUUCAGACGUCCUCUACAGCUCCCCGUGAGAGUGAAGAGACAAACAUGAACGCUGAGACACAGGUGAAGCCUGCCUACCAGGAGACACACCUUCCAACCCUGGAACAGGGUACAGGGAGUCCUAUACGAGCACCAGAGGACCAACAGUCCUCUGAGUCCAGCCCAGAGGACAGUGAAGAAGAAGAAGAGGAGCCUGUAAAAUCCUUCAGAAAGAGCCAGAGAUGGCCUGAACCGGGGGAGCCCAUCUGUGUCAUGUGUAGUCGCUUUGGGGAGUACAUCUGCGACAGCACCGACAACGAUGUGUGCAGCCUAGAGUGCAAGGCCAGUCACCUGGCUAAAAUGGGCAUGGGCACAGGGGAGGAUGCCUUUAACCGUGACGACACAGGGGAGAAGACGACUUCACAAUGUGGACAGCCAGCUGUUGACAGAGCUGGCAAUAGUGUCGAGGACUUAUACAAGGACUAUUCCUACAAGGAAGAUGCAUUUAUCUCUGGGUUGACAGAGGAGCAAGUGCAGCGGGUAAAGCAGGAGCUGGGCAUUGUGACAGAGGGCAGGGAGGUGGGCAGGCCCAUCAUAGAGUUUGGGCAAUGUAACCUUCCCCCGACUCUCAGUACCAACCUGAAGAAGGCAGGGUAUGAGGCGCCCACCCCUGUUCAGAUGCAGAUGGUGCCCGUUGGCUUGGCUGGCAGGGACGUGAUUGCCAGUGCUGACACAGGUUCCGGGAAGACGGUGGCCUUUCUGCUGCCAGUGGUAGUGUGCGCUUUGGAGAGGCUAGUGGAGGGUGGUCCCGGGGGUCCGGCGGCUCUCAUCCUGACCCCCACCAGGGAGCUGGCCAUCCAGAUCGAGAGGCAGGCCAAGGAGCUGGUGAUAGGCCUACCCAACAUGAGGACUGCCCUGCUGGUGGGAGGCAUGCCCCUGCCCCCACAGCUCCACCGCCUCAAGAGCACCAUCAAGAUAAUAAUUGCUACCCCAGGACGACUUCUGGAGAUCCUAAAACAGAAGGCAGUGCAGCUGGAUGGAGUGAGGGUUGUGGUGGUUGAUGAGGCGGACACCAUGCUGAAGAUGGGCUUUCAGCAGCAGGUCCUGGAGGUUCUGGAGAACAUCACGGAGGAGCACCAGACCCUGCUAACGUCCGCCACCAUCCCCAAGGGCACAGAGCAGCUGGCGGCCCGACUGACCCAUGACCCGGUCCGUAUCGCCAUCGGGGACAAGAACCAGCCCUGCGCCAACAUCCGCCAGAUAGUGCUCUGGGUGGAGGAGCCCUCCAAGAAGAAGAAGCUCUUUGAGAUUUUAAAUGACGGAAAGCUGUACCAGCCUCCGGUGGUGGUGUUUGUGGACUGUAAGCUUGGGGCGGACCUACUGUGUGAGGCCGUGAAGAAGAUCAUGGGCCUCAACACGGUGGCCAUGCACUCAGACAAGACCCAGUGGGAACGCAACCGCAUCCUCAAGGGUCUACUUGAAGGGGACUUUGAAGUGGUGGUCAGCACUGGCGUACUGGGCAGAGGGCUCGACCUAGUCAACGUCAAAUUGGUGGUCAACUUUGACAUGCCAUCCAACAUGGAUGAGUAUGUUCAUCAGGUGGGCAGAGCAGGCAGACUGGGCCACCGGGGCACAUCCAUCACGUUUGUCAACAACGACAACAAGCGUCUGUUCCUGGAGGUGGUGAACCGGGUGAAGCCCACAGGUUCCCAGCUGCCCCCCCAGCUUCUCAACUCCCCCCACCUCCAUGAGCAGCAGAGGAGGGACAAACAGAAAGCCAAGCAAAGAGGGGAGGAUGAUGUCAUGGUCACCAAGACCAACCUCCUCGACAUCAUCCGGAAACACAACAGGAGCUCAAAGAGAUAGACAGAUGCACUUGUUAUUAUGCUACUUUGUGUUUGUGUGUAUAUCUGAGUAAUUUGUCAAUUUUGAAUAAAAUUUUAUGAACAUGA